AUGACAAACACCACGAACGGCAUGCUUCCACCAUUUUUAGACCAUGUCAUCGACUUUCCCGACGCAUCAUAUGGACUGUUAGAGCCCAUUACUGAGUUACGGAGUUGCCACGAUGGUGUCCCUGCUGAAAGCCGCAUCCUCUUCACUUGCCGGCAAACGAAACCCGAGGGCGAGACCGAGGAUGCCAUCAUGAAAAUAAAAGUCCAGAUACCCGGCGGUGACCGCCGACCAAGCAACGACCCCCAGCCCGGCCCCAGCACCACCACAGCCGAGGAGCUCAAGGUCUUAAAGGUCUUUGCGGACGCCCAAGCCUCAUCUGUUCCACGGCUCCUGGCGUCUAAGCUCUCGCGGCAGGGCCCCUCGGGACCGUUGCCCGACGGCUACAUUACCUACACGGUCAUGACCAAGAUGCCAGGCCAGCCCGUCUUCAACCAGAAGUACUGGGAGAAAAGCGACGCCGAGCGUACCGAGAUAGGGGAGAAGUUUCUGCAUGCUCUCCGGUCGGUGUAUGCGUUGGGCAUCGAGCCGGCGGACUGUGGGCUGCGAAAUGUCAUGUGGGACGCUGAGACCAAGACGUGCAGUAUCAUUGAUUUUGAGAUUUGGCGGGCCACGGAUCAGUCAAUUGGGGACGAGACCAAGGAGUUGCAGCGUUGGGGGCUAGCCAGGAGGCCGCCGUCCAAGGAUUGGUGGGCCGAGUGGAAUACGCAAGGUCGGUAG
This is a messenger RNA of Cyphellophora europaea CBS 101466, 717 nucleotides long. RefSeq lists its product as uncharacterized. The transcript is spliced from 2 exons. NCBI's taxonomy places the organism in Eukaryota, Fungi, Ascomycota, Eurotiomycetes, Chaetothyriales, Cyphellophoraceae. The record is from RefSeq and is a predicted model, not a curated record. Bases 1 to 717 code for a protein of 238 amino acids.